AUGGCAGGCUUCUUCUAUGUAGGUGGACCAGAAGGAGAAGACAAAGAGGAAAACCUGAAUCCGUACAGAAGCGAGGAGAUGUGCAACAAAGGGUUUGAGAUAUGGCCACAGUAUGACGAGUCGUCUUCAAGAGCAACAGUAGGGUUUACAAAUACGAGACAAGGAGGAGUCAUCAGCUGCCAGGAUUGUGGAAACCAGGCCAAGAAAGACUGUCCCCAUUUCAGAUGCCGGACUUGUUGCAGAAGCCGAGGGUUCCACUGCCAAACUCAUGUUAAAAGUACUUGGAUUCCUGCUGGUACAAGGCGAGAGAAGCAACAACAACGGCAAAAUGAACACCAACGAGAGAAUCAAGGGUUGGAACUGUAUAAUUUCCCUCCUGAAGUGAGCUAUCCAGCAGACUUCCGCUGUGUAAAAGUAAACGCUGUGGACGAUUUAGAUGAGAAUCAGUACGCUUAUCAAACGGCUGUGAACAUCGCCGGGCAUGUAUUCAAGGGAAUCCUUUACGAUCAAGGCCCCGAAACCCGUGGUGGCGAAAGAUCUCAGCAACAAAAUCCUGAAUCAACUAUGCUUGACCCUUUCAAUGCCGGUAUGCAGUUCUUCCCACCAGCAAGCCCUUGA
Hibiscus syriacus is the source of this 618-nucleotide messenger RNA. RefSeq names its product protein SHI RELATED SEQUENCE 3-like. Lineage: Eukaryota; Viridiplantae; Streptophyta; Magnoliopsida; Malvales; Malvaceae. Gene Ontology annotation, biological process: positive regulation of DNA-templated transcription. Gene Ontology annotation, molecular function: DNA-binding transcription factor activity; DNA binding. The coding region runs from base 1 to 618 and encodes 205 amino acids. The record is from RefSeq and is a predicted model, not a curated record. Gene Ontology annotation, cellular component: nucleus. The transcript has 2 exons.